AUGGCAUUGCAAGUCAGCUUUUCUUUCACAAACCACAAUCCCUACUGGCAAAACCACACUUCCAAAUCCUUCCCUUCCAUUUCAUUGCCCAAAGCUUCUUUCUUGAAGCAAAAACAAAGCCAACCACAAAACGCCAAUGACCCAAAUAAAGAAACACUAGUACAAUCACUUUGUUCAAGCAAAAGAAGACAGCUUAACCUCUCAAUUGUUGCUCUGCUCAUAAAUGGGUCAUUACCAAACUCGUCUAACAACAUCAUUUUGGCUCAAGAAUUGGAGCUUGCAAGAUACACUGAUUACAAGGAGGGUUUCACUCUCCUUACACCCUCUUCAUAUGUUAAGGUGGAUAAAGCAGGGGCAACAGUGCUGUUUGAAGAAGUGAAUAAAGGGAGUAACAAUAUUGGUGUUGUGGUGAACCCAGUUCGUCUAACUAGUCUUGGUGAAUUUGGGAGCCCUCAGUUUGUGGCUGACAAGCUUAUACAAGCUGAAAAGAAAAAGGAAAGCACGAAGGGUGCUGAAGUUAUUUCGGUGGCUGAGAGAUCAGGCCAUGGAGGCCUGCAAGUGUAUGAAUUUGAGUACAAGGUUGACAGCACCAGGGGAGGGAUGAAGAGGAUCUUCUCAGCUGCAUUUGUGUCCUCUAAGAAGCUUUACCUUCUAAAUAUUACGCGCUCAGACAAGCCAGAGAGUCCUCUUGAUUCUCACACCAGAACGAUUUUGGAAGAAGUACUUCAUUCAUUUGAUGUAGCUCCAGUUACCUGA
Messenger RNA from Dovyalis caffra, 756 nucleotides. Lineage: Eukaryota; Viridiplantae; Streptophyta; Magnoliopsida; Malpighiales; Salicaceae. The record is from the annotation of a GenBank genome assembly.